AUGACACAGCCCGCUCGGCGCCCCACGCCCUCCACGGAGAGCGCCGAGGUCGCCUUCUUCGGCGCCGCCUCCAUCCCCGACCCGCGGUCCGCGCCGGCCGCCCCGCUCCCGGACAUCCUCCCGUUCGCCGCCCACGCGUCGACGCCGCCGCCGCCCCCUCCGCCGGCGCCGGUGCCGCAGAAGCAGAAGCACGGCAAGGGCCGGUCGCGCCCGGGGCGCCUCAUCCGGUCGGUGCGCGCCGCGUUCCGGUCGCUCCCGACCAUCCAGGCGCCGUCCUGCCGCGGCAUGCCGUCGCUGCACCACCUCCCGGGGCUCUACGGCCCCGGCGGCGCCGUCCGGAACCACUUCCACGGCGCCACGCACGCGACGGGGACGCUGUACGGGCACCGCAGGGCGCGCAUCACGAUCGCGUUCCACGAGAGCCCCGGGAGCCCGCCGUGCCUGCUGCUGGACAUCGGCGUGCCCACGGCCAAGUUCAUCCAGGACGUGAGCGCGGCGGGGAUGGUGAACGGCGAGAGCGUCGGGUACGCGUCGCGGCGGGAGGCGACGGAGCGGGACGAGCGCGUGAUGCAGAUGCUCCACGCCACGUCCAUGGGCGCCGGCGUGCUGCCGGCCGACAUGUCCCACCAGUCGGACGGCGAGCUCACGUACAUGCGCGUGCACUUCGACCGCGUGGUGGGGUCCAAGGACGCCGAGACGUACUACAUGCACAACCCCGAGGGCGGCGCCGCCGGGCCGGAGCUCACCAUCUUCUUCAUUAGGAAUUAG
Molecule: messenger RNA, 768 nt
Organism: Panicum virgatum (switchgrass)
Lineage: Eukaryota; Viridiplantae; Streptophyta; Magnoliopsida; Poales; Poaceae
Product: protein MIZU-KUSSEI 1-like
Exons: 2
Coding region: 1-768 (255 amino acids)
Biological process (GO): hydrotropism
Source: RefSeq, a predicted model, not a curated record